Lachnellula hyalina is the source of this 1275-nucleotide messenger RNA. Its product is annotated as Acyltransferase. The transcript has 6 exons. The record is from RefSeq and is a predicted model, not a curated record. The coding region runs from base 1 to 1275 and encodes 424 amino acids. NCBI's taxonomy places the organism in Eukaryota, Fungi, Ascomycota, Leotiomycetes, Helotiales, Lachnaceae.
AUGGCUGAGAAGAAAGAAGCAUCAGAGCAAGAAAUCCAAACUCUUGAUAUGGCAGAUUUUGCUGAACUCGAUCGCCUGCUCGAAGAAACAGUUGCUGAUCCGAAUGGAAUCCCCGGUGCUGUUCUCGUGGCUCUCAACAAAAAGGGGGAGACACUGUACUCGAACUGUGCAGGAAAACGUUCCUUGAGUCCAGAUGCUUCAGAGAUGACCAUGGACACGGUCUUCUGGUUGGCGUCAUUCACGAAAUUCAUGACCGCAAUAGCAGUGAUGCAAUGCGUCGAGAAAGGAUUGUUGAAUCUAGAUGAGCCUGUCGGCAAUAUAUUACCCGAAUACCUGGAGCCAAAGAUUCUACGAGGAUACACAGCUGAGGAUCAGCCCAUACUUGAAACAGCACAACGUACACUUACUUUACGGUCGAGGCAUUCGUCCCUAGGUUUUGAUUUUCAUUUGCUAACACACACGAGUGGGCUAAGCUAUGAUCUGUUUGAUGAGAAGCUCGUUGAGUGGUCCAAGAAAACAGGCCGCAAAGAAAACCAGUCAAGUGGCACCUUGGAAGGAUUCAGGUACCCACUGCUCUUUGAGCCUGGCUUUGGCUAUGUUUACAGUUGCGGCCUAGACUGGGCAGGUCAGAUGGUCGAACGGGUAACUGGAAGCCCGUCACUCGAGGCCUAUCAUAGGAAACAUAUAUGGGAGCCGCUCGGACUGAAGGAAACCACGUUCAAGAUUUCAAGCAAUACAGAACUGUCCGCUAGGCGUGCUGGACUUGCAAUUCGAAAUCCGGAUGGCUCACUGACUUUUGGCGUCCACAAGCCCCGAGAUAUAGGUGCAGAUAUUUGCCCCGGCGGAAGCGGACUUUACGGCACAGGCACAGACUACGCUCGGGUGCUUGCCGAGAUUAUCAACGAUGGAGGGGUUCUGCUCAAACCCGAGACAGUUAAGGAGAUGUUUAGACCACAGCUGCCGGAUGCCAGAUACCUCCAAGAAGAAUUCAACUCGUCAUCCACCAGUCCAAUUAGCAUGGCACCAAACUGGGACAAUCCGACUGAGGUACAGUACGGACUAAGCUUCUUGAUAAAUAUACACGAGACGCCGACCGGAAGGGCCGCUGGCUCCGCGCAAUGGUCUGGGGCCGCGAACACGUACUGGUGGGCAGACUAUAAAAAAGGCAUUGUAGGCGUCGUAAUGGCGCAAAUUGUGCCGUUCUGCGACAAAAAGGUUAUCGAUCUUUAUAAGGCAUUCGAAACGGCGGUCUACAAGAACGUAGAUAAGGUCUAA